Molecule: messenger RNA, 3384 nt
Organism: Cyprinodon tularosa
Lineage: Eukaryota; Metazoa; Chordata; Actinopteri; Cyprinodontiformes; Cyprinodontidae
Product: leucine-rich repeat transmembrane neuronal protein 4
Exons: 3
Coding region: 457-2247 (596 amino acids)
Molecular function (GO): protein binding
Source: RefSeq, a predicted model, not a curated record
CCUCACGCAGGAUACCGCAACUAGUCACCUCCGGAGCGCAGCUCAGUUCCCCUCAAACUGCUCAUCUCCUUCUCUUCCUCACUGUCUCUCUUGCAACUUCGGAUCAACAAUUGGUGACUGUGUGAUUGGAGAGCGUCCCCCCCAGCCUCCCCCAGCCCUGAACACAGUCAUUAUCAUGCCUCCCCAAGCUGGAGCGCCUCCUCUCCCAUCCUGCGUUAGGAUGCAGGCGGUAAAUGUGCGGGACCGAGCGGAUGUGCGGUGAAGUGGGGAGGAUUGACGCGCACCUUGAGGGAGCCGCUGUCCUCUCCGACAGGUGAUCACCGCAGCUGGGCUCCGACUUCUGCGCAAAGUGCGUUUUUUUCUUUUUUCCGAGCUUGAAUGUGCAACUAUUUGGGACCAAACGCAGAGAGCGUCUAACAUGUGGAGCUGAAAGGCAUCGGGAAGACUUCAGUGAGGAUGAGGAAAAGCAGACGUCGUGCAAGUAUGGGUCUCUCUGUGCUUUUCAGUUGGCUUAUAUUCACAGUGGUGAUACCCACCUGGCUGCUCGCAGCUCCAAGCGGCAUCCGGGAGCGCCGCUGCCCCUCCAGCUGCAGAUGUGAUGGGAAAAUAAUCUACUGCGAAUCGAAUGCCUUUCGCGACGUGCCAAACAACGUGUCCGUGAGCACGCAGGGCCUCUCCCUCCGCUACAACAGCCUGGUGAACCUCAGGGCCCGCCAGUUCGCAGGCCUCAGUCAGCUGGUUUGGCUCUACCUCGACCAUAAUUACAUCAACUCCGUGGACGGCCAGGCCUUCCACGGGAUCCGCAGACUCAAGGAGCUGAUUCUCAGCUCCAACAAGAUCACGCAGCUGAAGAACAACACGUUCCACGACGUCCCGAAUUUACGGAACCUCGACCUUUCCUACAACAAGCUGCAGGUUCUAAAGCCCAACCAGUUCUUGGGUCUGCGGAAGCUGCUCAGUUUGCAUUUAAGGUCAAACUCCUUAAAAACAAUCCCCAUGCGGGUUUUCCUCGACUGCCGCAACCUGGAGUUCCUGGAUAUUGGCUACAACCGGCUCCGGAGCCUGACGCGUAACGCUUUCGCCGGACUCCUAAAACUCAUCGAGCUCCAUUUGGAGCACAACCAGUUCUCAAAGAUAAACCUUGCCCAUUUCCCCCGCCUGACUAACCUGAGGGCCCUCUACCUGCAGUGGAACCGUAUCAGACUGCUAACCCAGGGCCUGCCUUGGAUGUGGACUUCCUUGCAAAAGCUGGACCUCUCAGGAAACGAGCUGGAAGUGCUGGAAGCUAGCACCUUCCAGUGCCUGCCUAACCUUCAGACUCUGAAUCUGGACUCCAACAAGCUCAGCAACGUGUCCCAGCAGACGGCGGAGACGUGGAUCUCCCUCACCACCAUCAGUCUGGCUGGGAACUUGUGGCACUGUAACCCCAACAUAUGCCCGCUAAUGUCCUGGCUCAAAGCCUUCAAGGGCAACAAGGAGACUACUAUGAUUUGUGCUAGCCCUAAGGAGGCCCAAGGAGAGAAAGUGACAGAUGUGGUGGAGACUUACAACAUCUGUACAGCAACUCUGACCCCAAUCCCCUCAACGACUUUGCCUCCCACUUCCCCUUUCCAGCCUGAAUUCCUGCCUCUUCCCACACAGCUGUGGGUGGAUAACGAGCUGACCCGGAAUAGGACGGCCUCGCCGCCUCCCUCCGAAGCCUCCCCCACCGUCCCCGUCCCCGACACUGACUACGUGUCCUUCCACAAGAUCAUCGCCGGCAGUGUGGCUCUUUUCUUAUCCGUGGCUAUAAUUCUGCUGGUGAUCUAUGUGUCAUGGAAGCACUAUCCCAGCAGCCUGAAACAGCUCCAGCAGCGCUCGGCGGUCAAGAAACGCCAGAAACAGGCGCGGCAGACAGAGCGCUCCUUUAACUCCCCACUGCAAGAGUACUAUGUGGACUACAAGCCCUCCCACUCAGAGACUAUGGAUAUGCUGGUUAAUGGGACGGGACCUUACACGUACACCAUCUCAGGCUCCAGGGAAUGCGAGAUACCACGGCAGCUGAAUCCCCUGGCUCUGUACAGGUGUGAGCAGUCAGUGCUGGAUCAGUGCCAUGCCCACCUGUCACUGCACCACAACGUGGGCAUGGAGCCCUCCACUCGGGCGCUGGGAGGUUCGGGACCAGCCUUGUACCACCCGGGCCUAAUGGCUGCCCUCCCCUCCGAGCCUGUGCUGCCUUGCCCCCAGACUCACUCCCACCACCGGUGAGCCGUGCACACCGAGAGGCUCUCAACUCCUGUAUUUGUGCAACACAGAGUCAGCGAACUGCUCAAAGGAAAUAAAAGGUUGUGUGGGAGGAAACUGGGACUGGUAACGAAGCAAAGGAGAGAGCUAAUCUACCGCAGAGCAUCCAGGAUCCAGGGUAAUGAAAAGAAAACAGUUUUUUUUAUCAGGAAUAAAAGGGGUGCAGCUGUAUUGAUCGGUGAGAAUCUGAUCUACAUGGCCCCACAUCUCCUCAAUUAGCAAAGGAGGCUGAUGAGUAACACGGCUCCCCAAGUCCUACGUUCCUGCCAGGGGGAAUAAGGAUAGUAUUUUAAUGAUUUGUUAAUCUUAAUAAACACAUUUCCUCGACUUCUCAUAAUCUUGGGCAGCUCUCCGCUGCGCAAGUAAUGAAAUGAUUAAUGCUACUUGCAGAGUCUGGUAGCAGAGCAAAUGAAAGAGUGGCCAAGCUGAAAGUUUCUUCUGCUCGACUUAACCCCCCCCCCCCCCGACUGGCAUCAUUUGUUUGUUUUUUAUCCAUAAAACCAGGGAAAAAAACAUAACAAAGAGUCUGAAUAUAGCAGACAGUAAAGGCUAAUUUAAAGUGUACAGCCUCCACAGAUUCAAGUCUGAUUUUUAUGCUAUUAUGAUGUGAUGUUGAACCCGUUCAGAUUCGUUCAUCACAGCGGAGGAACUUUCCACCAGGAAGCUGCACUGCGACACUUAGAUAUUUACUUUUCAUCGCUCAUUUAAAUCACUUUUGUGGUUAAUGGUUUUGGAUUCCAUAACGCCUUAUUAGACGAAUUAUCUAACUGUGCGCUCUUAAAGCUACAUGUGUGAUCUCUUUUUAUUUGUUUUUUUUACAAGACGUUGCAAUAUGCGGUAAAUAAAACUGUGGUAAAUGAUCAGUAACAGUGUCGUUCAUCAACAUGCUUCGACCCCAACAACUGUCUGCUGUGUUUAGACAACUGCGGAGGUGGGUGGAAGAACAGGAGCGCCGCGCUGGAGGCAAGACUGUUUAACAACAGUAUGUCUUGUUUUUGCAUUAGAGACUGACCCCCAAUGGUUACUCUUACUUGUUUUUUUUCUUCUUCUCCUGUGACUGUGUGACCGUUUUCUGAUGUAAUAAAGUAAACUGGACUCUAA